ACAUUCAUCAUGGAUCCUCCUCAUUCUCUACUCCUCGGCCCUCCCGAAAUCCACCUCUCCACCCCUUCUUCCGCUGGAAAACCAAAGCCAGCUAGCUCCGGCAAUCCUUUCAUGGAUGCUUUGGUAUCUGGCUUCAACAAUAUCGCCAGUAAACCGCCGAUGGGGUUCACGGAAAACAACUCUCCCACCUUCUUAUCUACCGGCAACCCCUGCCUCGACUUCUUCUUCCAUGUCGUCCCUGAUACACCACCCGAGAAUCUGAAACAGUGGUUAGAUUUGGCAUGGAGCCACAAUGCUUUAACCACUCUCAAGCUUAUCUGCAACUUGAGAGGUGUGAGAGGAACUGGAAAGUCAGACAAGGAAGGAUUCUAUACAGCUGCUCUAUGGCUCCACAAAAACCACCCUAAAACCCUCGCCUGCAACGUGAGGUGGUUUGCAGAUUUUGGUUACUUCAAGGAUUUGCCGGAGAUUCUCUACAGGCUGAUCGAAGGAGCUGAUGUUCGAAAAAAUGCACAGGUAUGGAGACCUAACGGAGUACGAACGAGAAGGCCGAGGCCGAUCUUCAAGAGGAAAAAGUCGAAGAAACGUAGACCGCAACGUGUAACUUUAGAAUCCUUUAUGCCGCGGGUGAAGUGGAAUCAGAGGAUAGCGGCUGCAACGGAGAAGGUCAUAAAUUUGAAGAAGGAAAAAGUGAUCUCCAAGGCGAAGAAGGCUGUCGAGAGGUAUAGCCGUGAUCCAGACUACCGAUACUUGCACGAUCGGGUCUCUGAUGUCUUCGCUGAGCUCUUGGUCGCCGAUCUUCAGUUCUUGAAGUCUAGACAACUCAGUAAUAUAAGCCUUGCAGCCAAGUGGUGUCCCUCUCUCGAUUCUUCUUUCGAUCGAUCAAUUCUCCUCUGUGAAAGCAUCGCCAGGAGAGUCUUUCCGCGGAAUUCUUACCUAGAAUACGAGGGGGUCGAAGAAGCUCAUUAUGCCUACCGAAUCCGCGAUCGUCUCCGGAAGGAAUAUCUCGUCCCACUCCGCAAAGUCUUAGAGUUGUCGGUGGUUUACAUGUCUGCAAAUUUGUGGAAUUCGCUUCCGUACAAUCGUGUUGCCUCGGUUGCCAUGAAAACCUACAAGGGGCACUUCCUGAAACACGACCAGGAGCGUUUCCAGGAAUAUCUCGGCAGUGUACAACGCGGAGAAGCUAAAAUCGCUGCCGGUGCAUUGCUGCCGCACGAGAUCAUAGCAUCCUUAAAUGACGUCGACGGUGGCAAAGUUGCAGAGCUUCAGUGGCAGAGAAUGGUGGACGAUCUGUCAAAGGAGGGAAAGCUGAGAAACUGCAUUGCGGUCUGCGACGUCUCUGGAAGCAUGGAUGGCACUCCAAUGGAAGUCUGUGUUGCACUGGGGCUAUUAAUCUCGGAGCUGAGUGAAGAGCCAUGGAAAGGGAAAGUAAUCACCUUCAGCCAUCGUCCUCAGCUUCACAUGAUCGAGGGAAAUGAUCUUGAAUCGAAGACUGAGUUCAUAAGAAAAAUGAAUUGGGGAGCAAACACAGAUUUUCAGCGACUGUUCGAUCAAAUACUAAAAGUUGCCGUUGAAGGGAAACUAAAAGAGGAGCAGAUGAUAAAGAGGGUCUUCGUGUUUAGCGACAUGGAAUUCGACCAGGCAUCGGAGAACAAUUGGGAGACAGACUAUAAAGCGAUACAGUGGAAAUUCAAGGAAAGCGGGUACGGAUCGGUGGUGCCGGAGAUUGUGUUCUGGAACCUGAGGGACUCGCGAGCGACACCGGUGCCGAGCAACCAGAGUGGGGUUGCUCUAGUGAGUGGAUUUUCCAAGAAUAUGGUGACGCUGUUCUUAGAAAAUGAUGGGUUGCUCAGCCCAGAUAUCACAAUGGAACUCGCUAUCUCUGGCGCAGACUACCAGAAACUCGUUGUCUUGGAUUGAUUUUUUCGAACCAAAUUUAUAUGAAUGAAAUAAAUUU
Molecule: messenger RNA, 1957 nt
Organism: Telopea speciosissima
Lineage: Eukaryota; Viridiplantae; Streptophyta; Magnoliopsida; Proteales; Proteaceae
Exons: 1
Coding region: 10-1920 (636 amino acids)
Source: RefSeq, a predicted model, not a curated record